GUCAGGAGUCAGGAGAAUUCUUCGAUUUCGAUAAGUGCGAAAGAGUUAUCUCUGAUUACAUAUAAAUAGAACAGCCGAACAUGGCGGCGGUGCACGACGAAGUGGGCAAGUCUGCGGAGAAGCUCGUGGACGAGGAGAAAGACGACGAUAUUGUCGACGAGGGUGUGGAGGCUGGAGCCGAGGCAUCCACCAAGAAGAAGAAGAAAAAGAAGAAGAAGAAGGCUGGUGCCGGAGAAGCCAGUGCUGAUGUUCCAGAGGGGGAAGAAGAAAAAGCCAAGGAGAACAUUGUCCCUGGCAAAGAUGAGGAUGAAAACGGAGAGGACGGUGGAGAAGAUGGUGGGGAAGCUGAUGAAAAGAAAAAGAAAAAAAAGCGUAAAAACCGAGGUAAAGGCGGGAACAAGGAUCCCAUAGCGUUUCCAGUCACCUCCUACUACCCAGAUGGUAACUACCCGGUUGGUGAGAUUAUGGACUAUCCUCCAGCUACUGGCAUAGAUGAACAAAAGGCAAAGGAACGUUUCACCAGCGAGGAAGCUCGUAAUCUCGACCGCUUGCAAAAUGAUAUUUACAAUGAAGCUCGUCUGGCAGCUGAAGCCCACAGGCGCACGAGGAAGCACAUGCAACAGUGGAUAAAGCCUGGCAUGACAAUGAUCGAAAUUUGCAAUGAGCUCGAGGAGACAGCCAGGAGACUUAUCAACGAGAACGGCCUCAAAGCUGGUUUAGCUUUUCCCACUGGCUGUUCAAGAAAUCACUGUGCUGCUCAUUACACACCAAAUGCCGGUGAUCCCACUGUUCUCCAGUAUGAUGAUGUUACCAAAAUUGACUUUGGUACUCACAUCAAUGGUCGCAUCAUCGAUUGUGCAUUUACGUUAUCUUUUAAUCCAAAGUAUGAUAAGCUCAUAGAGGCUGUCAGGGAUGCUACAAAUACUGGUAUCAAGGCAGCUGGUAUCGACGUGCAGCUUUGCGACGUUGGUGCUGCUAUUCAGGAAGUCAUGGAGUCUUAUGAAGUUGAAUUGGAUGGAAAGACUUACAAGGUAAAGUCCAUUAGGAACUUGAAUGGUCAUUCCAUAGCGCCUUAUAGAAUCCAUGCUGGUAAAACCGUGCCAAUAGUCAAGGGUGGUGAAUGCACCAGGAUGGAGGAGAAUGAAUUUUACGCGAUCGAGACCUUUGGAUCUACCGGACGUGGAGUAGUCCAUGAUGAUUUCGAUUGCUCUCAUUACAUGAAGCCUUUUGAAUCUGGUUUUGUACCUCUAAGGUUACAGAGCAGCAAGUCGCUUCUCAACACGAUAAACAAAAAUUUUGGUACGCUAGCAUUCUGUAAACGCUGGUUGGAUCGUCUUGGCUGUACCAAGUACCAAAUGGCUCUCAAGGAUCUGUGUGAUAAAGGUGCGGUCGAGGCUUACCCGCCGCUGGUCGAUGUUAAGGGAUCCUAUACCGCCCAAUUUGAGCACACAAUAGUACUACGGCCCACGUGCAAGGAAGUCAUUUCACGUGGCGACGAUUAUUAAGAGGAAAAAUGUAUAAUUUUUGUAUUAUAAAUUACCAACUUGAUUGCCUGACGACACUCAAAAAUGUAAUUUAAAUGUCGAUAAGAGUUUUGAAUAAAAAAAAAAAGUUGAUUGCAACAUUAA
Copidosoma floridanum is the source of this 1628-nucleotide messenger RNA. RefSeq names its product methionyl aminopeptidase und (gene und). Gene Ontology annotation, cellular component: cytoplasm. Gene Ontology annotation, molecular function: metalloaminopeptidase activity. Lineage: Eukaryota; Metazoa; Arthropoda; Insecta; Hymenoptera; Encyrtidae. The record is from RefSeq and is a predicted model, not a curated record. Gene Ontology annotation, biological process: proteolysis.